Molecule: messenger RNA, 1218 nt
Organism: Vanessa tameamea
Lineage: Eukaryota; Metazoa; Arthropoda; Insecta; Lepidoptera; Nymphalidae
Gene: Or-14
Product: odorant receptor 13a-like
Exons: 9
Coding region: 13-1185 (390 amino acids)
Biological process (GO): detection of chemical stimulus involved in sensory perception of smell; sensory perception of smell
Cellular component (GO): plasma membrane
Molecular function (GO): olfactory receptor activity; odorant binding
Source: RefSeq, a predicted model, not a curated record
GAUGAGGUCCUGAUGCCUGAUUACACGACUUUCGUUGACACGUACAAGAUUAUACCUUUCGUGAUGGGAGUCGGGUUAAUAUACCCGAACCCGAAGACGGAGACGCGACGUCUAGUCGGUAUAUUGCUUGUCCUAAUUAGUGUAGUACCUUUCUCGAUAAUGAUAUUCAUCGAUAUAUACGAUUGCUGGAAGCGACGUGACAUCAUCAACAUCAUCAGACAUACCACUGUCGUUGGACCGUUUCUCGGGGGUAUAUUCAAGAUGUUCAUCAUGUACUACAAGAAGACACCCGCGAAGGGACUCGUUGACGAGAUCGACAACGACUAUGCAUCCUAUAACAGCCUACCCUCGAGUUACAAGAGUAUCAUCAACAAGAGCAUAUCCAACAAUUUGUUAUACAGCGAGAAGUGCUGGGCCGUCACCGUUAUAACUUGUGUCAUGACAUUUCCGUUUAUGGCUGUUACGUUGAACAUAUACAACUUCCUUUUCAAAUCGGAACCCACCAAGCACAUGGUACACGACCUGAUCAUACCAUUUAUGGAACCAGAGGCGAGGUUCGAUUCGCCGACCUUCGAAGUAAUGUUCGUUUACAUGUUAUACGCCUGUUUACUAUACGUCAUAAACUUUACCGGGUACGAUGGAUUUUUUGGACUAUGCAUCAACCAUGCUUGCUUGAAAAUGGAGUUGUAUUGUAAGGCGGUUGAAGACGCGUUGAGAGCAGCUACCGAGAUGGAUAUCCAUGAUAGAAUUGUUGAUGUUAUUCGAGAACAGAAUAAACUGAAGAGAUACGUAGAUUUAGUCCAGGCUACCUUCAAUAUUUGGCUCGGCAUCAUUUUAAUCGCUACAAUGAUACAAAUUGGAACUUGUAUGUACCACAUAACAGAGGGUUACGGUUUGGAUCUUCGGUACAUCAUUUUCAUGACUGGAACAGUCAUACAUAUAUACCUACCGUGUCGGUAUUCAGCUAAACUUAAGCAUAUGUCCAUGGAAACUGCUACAUUAAUAUACUGCUCGGGAUGGGAGACCAUACCUUCGAAUAGAAUCCGAAAAACUCUACUAUUCAUGAUCGCUAGGGGCCAGAUACCCAUCGAGAUAACAGCGUUUAAUAUAUUGAUAUUCGACAUGGAUUUAUUUGUAACCAUACUGAACUCUUCGUAUUCCAUGUACACAUUACUACGAUCUUAGAAAAACUAUUAGAGCACAUGAAUUUUAUAUAGU